Molecule: messenger RNA, 489 nt
Organism: Rosa rugosa (rugosa rose)
Lineage: Eukaryota; Viridiplantae; Streptophyta; Magnoliopsida; Rosales; Rosaceae
Product: LRR receptor-like serine/threonine-protein kinase EFR
Exons: 1
Coding region: 1-489 (162 amino acids)
Molecular function (GO): protein binding
Source: RefSeq, a predicted model, not a curated record
AUGGCAACAAAACAAACCAACAUCACCACAGACCAAUCUGCUCUACUUGCUCUCAAAGCCCGUAUCACCAGUGACCCUCAUAACUUGAUCUUGACCAACUGGUCAACCACCACUCUUGUUUGCAACUGGGUUGGCGUUGCUUGUGGUAAACACCAUCAUCGAGUCACAACCUUGAAUAUCUCUUAUUUUUGUCUCACCGGCACCAUUACUCCGGAGCUAGGCAACCUAUCAUUUCUUGUUGAGUUGCGAGUCACAAAUAACAGUUUUCACGGUACCUUACCUUCAGAGUUGGGUCGUUUGCGCAUAAUGAAGUUGAUUAGUUUCACAUUUAACCAGUUUUCAGGGAUCAUUCCGUCAUGGUUUGGGUCCUUAUCCAAGCUUCAAGACUUGUAUUUGUACGGUAAUAAAUUUUCAGGUUCCAUACCAGCGGCCAUCUUCAACUUAUCUGCAUUGCAAGUAAUUUCUUUGAGCAAUAACCAAGAGAAAUGA